Molecule: messenger RNA, 378 nt
Organism: Prorocentrum cordatum
Lineage: Eukaryota; Dinophyceae; Prorocentrales; Prorocentraceae
Source: the annotation of a GenBank genome assembly
AUGGCAAGGUACAGUGGCAGUGAGCGCAUUUCCUGCUGUUCGGCUCGCUGCUAUUGUUAUUGCUGUUGCUGCUGUCCUUUCUCCUUCAGCUCCACCUUCCGCCCCUCCUUCCGCGCCCCCCUCCCGCGCCCCUCUCCCUCCCUCUUUCCCGCGGCGCCCGCGGCGCGCCUCCGCCCGCCCCCCGCCGCGGCGCCGCUGCCGCGCGGGGUCGGCGCGCCCUGGGGCCCCGCCGGCACGGCGCAGGCCCCGGGCCCGCGGAUCGCCGGCGGAGGCGUGGAGGCGGAGGCGUGGAUCGACGACGAUGAGGAGUCGGGUGGUUCCGUGGUGGCAUCGGCGGUAGUUUUUUUCUUGCAUUUCGCUGCGACUGUGAGUGUCUGA